This is a messenger RNA of Caenorhabditis sp. 36 PRJEB53466, 1216 nucleotides long. NCBI's taxonomy places the organism in Eukaryota, Metazoa, Nematoda, Chromadorea, Rhabditida, Rhabditidae. The record is from the annotation of a GenBank genome assembly.
AUGUACUACGCCCCCACCUUUCUACAAGUUGGUUGAAUCGAUAUAAGACUAAAUUAAGUGAAGACUCUAACCUUUCAGUGGCUUCUGUUCGAUCUCACCUCAAUUUGCGCCGGAAUUUGGACUAAUAUGAUUGCUUUCGUAUGUGGAUUCGGACUCGUCAAUUUCUUCGCCAAAGUAAUGCACAAGUUCCGUUAUACUGCCUGGAUUCUCGACUUUGUCGGAAUGGUUCCGUAUUUUCAUGAUCUCAUAUGGAAAAGAAAGUCGCAGAUCAAGUGAGUGAUUUGGAUAAUUACUUGUGAAAAUCUUUUUUCAGAUUCACAAUCGUGAUCACUCUGAUCCUCUCCGUUUCCAUGUUCAUCUCAAGGGACUGGAUUGUCGUGAAGCACAAACGCAUCGGAAUUCGAAAUUUCACCGCUGAAGGAAACAGUUUGAAACUCGCAAUCAUUUCGGAUCUUCAUGCUGGAGCCAGUGUCUACAGAGAUCAAAUAAAUCAAGUAGUAGACAAUGUCCUCGACAGUCCAGUCGAUGCCAUUCUCAUCGUCGGAGAUAUGGUCGAUGGUCCCGUGACGGACAUCGAGGAUAGAGUCAGACCUGUUCUGUGAGUAAAAUUCGCUUCGCACUGAAAGCAAACAAGGCACCUUACAGACAACUUCCCGUGCAUGCUCCUACCUUCUUUGUCACUGGAAACCACGAAUACUACUACGGAGACGCACGCGAAUGGCUUCGAUACUACAGAGAUGGACACAUUACGGUGCUCGAGAACGAGUAAGUUUGAGAGCAUGCGGCCACGAAAUCAGGCCGCUGUUUCAGGAGUUCUAUGAUCAAAGGUGUGUGUCUGGCUGGAGUGAAUGACAUUUCGAGCACAAAAGCGGGCAUCACUUAUCACCACAUGGAUCUGAAGAAGGCGACGCACAGAUGUCCGAAGAACGCCUCGCAGGUCGUGAUGGCCCACAACCCCGCUUCGAUCGGCGAAUUCAUUGUCGAUCAUCCGGAUGAACUGGCUAAAGUGGACCUUGUUGUGUCAGGUCACACUCAUGCCGGACAGUUUUACGUCGUCAUUCCGAUCGUUUAUUGGCUUCUCCCCUACUUUUAUGGUCUCUACGAAGUGCCAUUCAACACUCAAUUAAUGGUAACUGCUGGAUCUCUUUAUCAAGGACCGCCGAUGAAAAUGCUCGGAAUGUCAGAAGUUUGGGUACUCGAGUUGGUCGGAGUCUAA